CUAGCCAUAAACGGCUAAAAAAUAACCGUUAUAUCUGGCAACUCCAGCUGGGACGCCAAAUCGAGCCACCUCUAGCUGGUAUGUCAAAAUAAAUAAGUUACCAGUAACAGCUGUAGCAAGUUAAUGUUACAGAUUGGGGCUCAGAACGCAAUUGCAGUAAUGUGCGGGAGCAUCUUCCUAGCUAAUUGAAAACGCAACAGCAACAGCAGCAGAUUGAAUGGAAAACAACAAAAACAAAACUGAAACCGAAAAGAAAACAAAACAACGCAGAGAGUGUGGAGAGUGGAGAGCGCAAGAGAGGCCAGCGACAAAUUGAGGCAAGACAGCAGGCGCGCGUUCUUUGUUGCAAAUUAUAGUUGGCUACGAUCCGAACCAUUCCACACCAUUCCAAUAAGCGUGCGGGGAUCCAAGCGACCCAUUCCGACAGAUCCGACGACGACAAUAGCUUCAAGACAGAGCUCCGAUGCGGACGUGCCGCAACCGAAAGCGCUCUCUCUAAGCGGGACAUCAUCACAGGACAACAGCAGCCACAUCAGCCAAAUCAGCAGCAUCAGGGCGCCAUGUCGGCGGUCAACAAUCAAAAGGAGAGUCCCAGCCGGGACUCGACGGCGUCCACAUCCGGUCACAUCUCCAUGCUGGCGGACAACACAAUGGGAUCACUGUCCAGGGACUAUAGCCUGGGCAGCCUGAACUCGACCGGAAGCCAGGACGAGUUCUUUCGGUGCAGGGAUCAUGCGGACAACAUCCUCAAAAAGAUGCAGCUCUACAUGGACAGCCAGCAGCUGUGCGACGUGGUCCUGAUCGCGGGCAUCGAUGGCAAGCGAGUGCCUGCUCACCGUCUGGUGCUAUCGGCGUCCAGCGCCUACUUCUCCGCCAUGUUCACAGGAUCGCUGCGCGAGACCAAGGAACAGGAGGUGACCCUCGGCGAGGUGCACGGCGACGCACUGCAUCUGCUGGUGCAAUAUUGCUACACGGGGUUCAUCGAGAUGCGCGAGGAUACUGUGGAGACGCUGCUUGCCACCGCCUGUCUGUUGCAGCUCAACUCCGUGGUCACUGCCUGCUGCAACUUCCUCGCCCGCCAGUUGCAUCCGUCUAACUGCCUGGGGUUCGCCUUCUUCGCGGAGCAGCAGAGCUGCACCACCCUGUUGCGAUUGGCCCAGGCCUAUACCUGCCAGUACUUUACGCAAGUGUGCCAGAACCAGGAGUUCUUCCAGCUGAACGCUGACCAGCUGGGCAAGCUGCUGUGCAGCGACGAUCUCAAUGUACCCUCGGAGCAGGAAGUCUUCCACAGCCUGAUGUCCUGGGUGCGUCACGAUUCCCCCGCCCGGGAGCAGUACAUCCCCGAGCUGUUGGCCUUGGUCCGACUGCCCUUGUUGCAGCCCGGCUUCAUCAUGGAUCACGUGGAGAACGUCUGCAAUGCUAACGAGUGCCAGCAGCUGGUGAUGGAGGCAUUCAAGUGGCACUUGAUGCCCGAGCGCAGAUCCCGGAUCGCCACGGAACGCACCACGCCCCGAAAGUCGACGGUGGGUCGCCUCCUGGCUGUCGGGGGCAUGGAUGCUCACAAGGGCACCAUCAGCAUCGAGAGCUACUGCCCGCGGCUAGACAAGUGGACACCUUGGAAGCACAUGACCGGACGUCGGCUGCAGUUCGGCGCCGCUGUGAUGGAGGAUAAGCUAAUAUUGGUCGGUGGCAGGGAUGGAUUGAAGACCCUGAACACUGUGGAGAGUCUGGACCUGAAUACGAUGACCUGGGCGCCGUUGAAUGCAAUGGCCACGCCGCGUCAUGGCCUGGGUGUGGCGGUGCUGGAGGGUCCCCUGUAUGCCGUGGGUGGUCACGACGGCUGGAGUUACCUGAACACAGUGGAGAGAUGGGAUCCCGUGGCGCGUACCUGGAGCUAUGUGGCACCCAUGUCUUCAAUGCGUUCCACAGCCGGGGUGGCAGUACUGGGUGGUCGCCUGUACGCGGUAGGAGGACGGGAUGGAUCGGUCUGCCAUCGCUCCAUCGAAUGCUACGAUCCGCACACCAACAAAUGGAGUCUUCUGGCGCCGAUGAAUAAACGUCGCGGCGGCGUGGGCGUAACCGUGGCCAAUGGUUUCCUGUACGCUCUGGGAGGUCACGAUUGUCCGGCCAGCAACCCGAUGGUGUGUCGCACUGAGACGGUGGAGCGUUACGAUCCAGCCACUGAUACUUGGACAAUGAUUUGCGCCCUGGCUCUGGGGCGAGAUGCCAUUGGGUGUGCCCUGCUCGGCGAUCGUCUGAUUGUCGUUGGUGGCUACGACGGCAACCAGGCCCUAAAGAACGUGGAGGAGUACGAUCCGGUGCGCAACGGAUGGAACGAACUGGCGCCGAUGUCGUUUGCGAGAGCCGGCGCCUGUGUGGUGGCCAUUCCGAAUGUCAUCCCGCCUGCGGCCCACCAGCCGCCGCCCAGUGCUACAAAAAAGAAGAAGUGGAAGCCUGUGAGAUUGGAUCCAAUCUGCUACAGUAGGCGUCCAAGAUCGGUCGAGUUUGUCGACUUCUAUAACAUGUAAAUGCAAACACAGAAAUCAAACAAACAAACAGACAACCAACAAUCAAAACAAACAAACUAUAAACAUUUAAGACGCCCAUCUGGGAAUACAAGAAAGAGUACGAUUCAAAAAACAUCAAUUCCCAUUGACAUUAAUCAAGAUGGAAGAGAAUUCAAAUAUUACGUAUUAUUUUAUAUUUACACAUAUAUAUAUUUUUACACAAAACAUACACUAUGCAUAAACGUAUACCCUAAAAUGUAUUUUUUGUAAUAAAAACAAGUUGCAUCGGUUUUCUUAACGAUGCCAAGCUGCCAGUGCAAGAAUAAAGUCCAAAAUCUGAAUCAAAA
Molecule: messenger RNA, 2854 nt
Organism: Drosophila ananassae
Lineage: Eukaryota; Metazoa; Arthropoda; Insecta; Diptera; Drosophilidae
Product: kelch-like protein 5
Exons: 7
Coding region: 561-2528 (655 amino acids)
Molecular function (GO): protein binding
Source: RefSeq, a predicted model, not a curated record